This is a messenger RNA of Penicillium crustosum, 1773 nucleotides long. RefSeq lists its product as uncharacterized. NCBI's taxonomy places the organism in Eukaryota, Fungi, Ascomycota, Eurotiomycetes, Eurotiales, Aspergillaceae. Gene Ontology annotation, biological process: transmembrane transport. The coding region runs from base 1 to 1773 and encodes 590 amino acids. Gene Ontology annotation, cellular component: membrane. Gene Ontology annotation, molecular function: myo-inositol:proton symporter activity. The record is from RefSeq and is a predicted model, not a curated record. The transcript is spliced from 5 exons.
AUGCUCCCAUCUUCCGCAUCUCAUCGAGUCAACCUCGACGGAGGGACUAAUAAUGUCCACCCCGGGAGCUUCUCUUUGGUUGGAUCCCGCACACGCCCGCAGUUCAACGGCAUCGAUAUAAUCCGCGAAGCCGACGAGUUUGCCAUGAUACAUGGACUCAACAAGGAUCAGGUCUUGAUCAAAAAAGGUGCUCUGGUUUACCAUGAUCCGGAUAAUGGCGCAGGAGUGGAGGGGUUGACUCCAGAUGAGCUUGCGGCUUUGUCUGAUAAAUCAAGAGAGAAAGUGAAUAUCUUCAAGUGCAUCCCUUCAAUACUCCAGCUGGCGACUUCUGGAACAGCAUUACCACUCAACGUUUUCUCGAUGGCUCAAUUUGUAAGUCAGCUAAGAUUCAAAUUCCACGAACUCUCUAAGACCGGUUACAGUGCACCAUGGCUUGGGAGUGCGUUGUUUGGCUGUAUCAUCAGUGUACCCUUGAACGGACGCGUCGGUCGCCGUGGCUCAAUUUUCACUGCGACUCUCUUGGCCCUCUUAUCUACACUGGUGAGGGUCGUCUUGCGGAGUUGGGAACUUUCAUACACUAUUUUUGCGGCCCACCUUAUAGCUGGUACGGCAAUGGGCAUCCUGCGAUGCACCUGCCCACUUUACCUCGCUGAAACAAGCUUCACGUCCACUCGGGGGUCCAGAAUAGCAAUUUGGCAGGUCUCCAUCACCACUGUUGCUGUUUAUAUACUCGCCGAAAAGCAGGCUAUGAUCUUGCUGGGCGUGAGGGAUGUGGGACUUGUUUUCACCUCCAUCUCCGGGGUCACUUUAUUGUGUCUGAUCACGGCAAAUAAGUUGCCGGAGUCGCCUUAUUGGUGUAUAUUGAACGGAAAGAUGCAGGAUGCCCUGGACUCGUUAUGUCACUUUCGGAAAGCGGGAAUUGUGGCGGCUCGAGACCUUCAUCAAAUCCAUUCGAGUCUCAGUGAACUGAGCAGCACCCAGAACUUCCGGGAAGAUUUUUCCUUCUUGCAGGCAUUGAAGCACCCCCAAUUCAAGAGAGCAGCCCUCGCAUCAAUCCCGAUGAUACUCACUCUCAAUAUGUCUGCUGUUCAAGUUGCCCAUGCUGAUUUUUGGUACGAAACGCUGCCAAUGCUCGACCGUAUUAAUUUUGAGCCCAUUAUUGCAAUAUUCCCAGUGAUAUUUGUUUGGUUGCUCGCCGUAAAGGUAGACAAAAUUGGCCGUCGUCGAUCUGCGAUGGCAUUGAUUCUUCUCAUGUUGCUCUCCAUGCAGAUUCCAGUGGUGGAGCUCACAGGAGAUCCCGCCUCGAUGGUUUCAUUUGUGAGCCAGAUACUGCUGAUCGCACUUUACCAGACUGUUGAGCUUGUGUUCAGUGUUUACACAGCAGAGGUCUUUCCGUGGGAAUACAAUGGUAUGGUCUCCAACUUGCCUUGCGGCUCAAAUGAUACUAACAGCAGCGGCGCAGAUUUGGGCAUGGCGAUCACAACGUCAUUGGGUCAUGGAAGCAUUAUAGCAGUGACGUUGGGUCUAUCAACACCUUCUUUACAUGGCUUCUUUUCUUCAACAACAUAUCGUUCGAUGUGGCUCCUUCUAUCCCUUUUGUCGGUAACUCUUCUAAUGAAGGAAACCAAAAAUGUCCCGAUCGAAGAUAUCAGCCAUGUAUUCGAUCUUUCAACAAAGAAUCUCAUCCUCUGGCGUGCGAAGACACGUUUCCGAGGGAAAGAUAUCGAUCUUGAACCAUUGGAGUCUCAGCCAGGCGCGAUUCGUCUUGAGUGA